AUGGGGAACCAGCCGUCGCGGUCAACGACCCCCACGAGCAACCCGCAGUCGCCCAGCGUGACGUCGUCACAUGCUCCGGCGCCGCUUCACCAUGACAGAUCCGUCCACGCUCAGACGGCGGCGGCGAAUCCGCGCCGGCGAGAGUCGAUCCAGGCCCUGAGCACCGUCAAGGCGAGCGCCGCCCCGCCGUCCGCGAGCCUCGAAAGCGCCGCCGCCCUCACGUCCUCGGGCCGCCCGCACAGUCGCGGCCGCUCGCAGACCGUCGCCUCCAGCACCGCCGCCCACGUCGCCCACCAGCUGCGCGCCGCCCAGGACUACCUCAAGUCGGCGUCCGACGAGAAGAUGGGCAACGAGCAGAGCCGCCAGAAGGCGCCCGCCCGCGACCUCACCCCGCCCAAGCCCAAGCAGCCCGCCGACAAGGACAGGCCGUCGCCGUCGCCCGUGACGAAGCCCGUCGACGUGCCCGCAGUGCCGCGCGACGACACCCAGGCCAGCCGCACAGAGGCCGCUUCGUCCAUCGACCCCGCCGACGCGUCGCAGGAGAACUACAUCGUGCCCUCGUCCCACUACAGCCGCCCGCCCCGCCUGCCGCUGCCCAUCGAGGAGGAGCCGCACACGCCGGGCUCGCCCAUCAUCUCCCCCGCCGACCUUGCCAGCCCCAUCGACCAUGGCGAGAUCGAGGGCGCCCUCCCGCGGCGCUCCUCCAUGCUCAGCAGCACGACCGCCGACGACGACGACCUCGGCGACGAGUUCAAGGGCCCGCAAGGCCAGCCCACGGUGCCGACGCUGAUUGAGUGGGAGGGCCCCGGCGAGCGCGUAUACGUCACAGGCACAUUCGCAGGGUGGAACCGGAAGUACAGGCUGCAUCGAAAUGGCCCGAGCAAGAAGAAAGACGCCCUCUCCGCCUACGUCCACAUUACGCCCGGCACCCAUCAUCUCAUGUUCAUCGUGGACAACGAUAUGCGGACGUCCGACAAACUGCCGACGGCGGUAGAUUACACAAACAUCCUUGUCAAUUACCUCGAAGUGUCUUACGACGACGUUCCUGGGCGAGAAACCGACGCCUCGGAUGGGAGCAAGACGGCAGAGCCCACUCCUGUGCAAGAACUGCCCGCGCCGCCUGGCAUCUACCCGCCGCAAGUGCUACCACCAACGCCAGAGCUACAGCCAGUAAAACCCGUAACCGUACCAGAACCGCCGAAGCCGAAAGUGCCUCCGCCAUCUCCGAAGAAGUAUCAUUCGAGCAUUCCUCGCUAUCUCCUCGACCUGGACGCACCAGAGGAAUCGAGGCGCUUCGCACGUGCAAAUGCAGCCGCUUCCAAUUUGCCUACCCCGCCAACCCUUCCCAUGUUCCUUAGUAAGAGCAUCUUGAACGGUACGACGCCGAUGAAGGACGACAGCAGCGUGCUGAUCAUGCCGAAUCACACGGUGCUGAACCAUUUGGCCACGAGCAGCAUCAAGGAUAACAUCCUUGCGACUAGUGCGACGACGCGGUAUAAGCAGAAGUUCCUCACGACGAUCAUGUACAAAUCCAAGAACGAGGAUCCAGACCGCGACCACUCAGGCUUUUAG
Molecule: messenger RNA, 1572 nt
Organism: Trematosphaeria pertusa
Lineage: Eukaryota; Fungi; Ascomycota; Dothideomycetes; Pleosporales; Trematosphaeriaceae
Product: carbohydrate-binding module family 48 protein
Exons: 3
Coding region: 1-1572 (523 amino acids)
Biological process (GO): signal transduction
Cellular component (GO): cytoplasm; nucleus; nucleotide-activated protein kinase complex
Molecular function (GO): protein kinase binding
Source: RefSeq, a predicted model, not a curated record